UUGGUGGCAGUAAAUGCACCAGCCAGCUGGUUUGCCAACCGCCAUAAAACAGUCAAAGAAGAAGAAGAAGAAGAAGAAUCAGUUGCGGAAGAACCACAAUUAGCUGAGCCAAAGAUCGUAGAGAGGGGAACUGUUGAGAAAGAAGCAAAAAAUGACAGUAAUGUCCUGAAAGACCCGACUUUCUUUAACUCGGACAGCAAUGUCUCCUGUAAUUUGAUAUUGAAUGAGGGAGAUGAGCGACCUGUAAUAGAGAUGAGAUAUCGUUUCAUUUUUAAUGUAGUUGGAGUGCCAGUGUUUGUGAAGGACGGAGAUUCAGUCACUCUAAACGCUAAUGAUGCAUCAGACCAACAAGAGAUGAGAUAUUUUCUAGAUAUUACAUGGAGUUUUAAUUGCAGUGACAUAGCUGUAAUUGAUUACGACUAUUUUCACAAUGAAAAUCCCAGUAGUAUCUGUACAGAUGUUCAGUGUAAAGAUCGUGAUGAGAGAUUCAGAGACAGACUGAAGCUGGAUCAUCAGACCGGAUCUCUGACAAUCAGAGACUUCAGAACCACAGACUCUGGACUUUAUUAUCUAGAUGGCUUCGGGUUUCACAACCUUGAGAAGAUCUUCAUUGUUGCUGUUCAUGGUGUUUUUGGUGUUGGUUCAGAAGGACUGUCAGUGUUUGUGAUGGAGGGAGAUUCAGUGACUCUAAACAAUGAUGUUGAAACAAAACAAAAUAAAGAGAUUAGAUGGUAUUUUAAUGAAAAUAUCAUUGCUGAAAUCAAUAGAGAUCUCAGUAAGAUCUGUACAGAUGUUCAGUGUAAGGAGAGAUUCAGAGACAGACUGAAGCUGGAUCAUCAGACUGGAUCUCUGACCAUCACAAACACCAGAACCACAGACACUGGACUCUAUUCACUAAAGAUCAUCCACAGCAGCAGACACAGCUCACUUCAGGAAUUUGGUGUUGCUGUUCAUGAAGUCCCUGCUGCUGAACGAGAUCAAAUGAAGCCAAAGUCAGUGAAGGAGGGAGAAUCUUUUUUUUUAAAUCCUGAUCUUGUGUUAAAAAACCCAAAUGAUCUGAUGACGUGGUAUUUUAAUGACAUUCCUAUAGCUAAAAUCACUGAGGAUCAUAGUAGGAUUUUCACAGAUGUUCAGUGUAAAGAUGGUGAUGAGAGAUUCGGAGACAGACUGAAGCUGGAUCACCAGACUGGAUCUCUGACCAUCACAAACACCAGAACCACAGACUCUGGAGUUUAUAAACUAAAGAUCAGCAGCAGCAGAUUCAGCAUCAUUAGGAGCUUCAGUGUCACUGUCAUUG
Molecule: messenger RNA, 1297 nt
Organism: Labeo rohita (rohu)
Lineage: Eukaryota; Metazoa; Chordata; Actinopteri; Cypriniformes; Cyprinidae
Exons: 4
Source: RefSeq, a predicted model, not a curated record